UGCUCUGCUCCUGGCACCUCUCUGGGUCCGGUGGACCCCGGUCUCGCUCCAGGUGGCGUGGAUGAGGGAGUGCAAGAGGAGGCAGUCCACGUCUGACCCCUCUGGAGGACCCUGACCUGGCUGCUGAGCUCCCCUGGGACAGGGACUCCCGUGCGACUUGGUGACCAGCUCCUGAACGUGAUUGCUUCAGCAGCUUUCUUCACCCAGGCUUCACCAGGCUGGCUUGGCUUUCAAGAUCUAAGGGCAGCUGGCAGAGGUAGCUCAAAGCCCCUAGAAUACCACACCUCUGAACUGCCCGGGAUGCAGAGAGCAGCUGCCCAACAGCUGGAGGCUUUGGGGCAGCUGAGCUCCGGACCAUCUCAAGGUAACCGAGCACAGCUCAGCCUGCAGUGCCUGCGAUUCAGACUCCUCUAACAGAGAGUUAGAAGGGGAGCAUUUUCUGCAUCUUUUACUGUGAGGCUACAAGAACUUUACAUUCACGUAGAUAAUGAGCAUUCCGAAGAUGCGCCCGUUGAAAGCAGCAUGAGCCUUUACAAGCUUCCAGGAGCCUUUGGGGUAUGUAGGAGGUGCUGUACAGUCAUCCCCUGGGGAGCUAAAGGGAGACUCUGAGCCUCCGGUGCCUGCAGCUCAGCAAGCAUGGACACACACCCUUCCUGUCCCCAGACAGCUGGUGGCAGUGACAUGUCCAGCAGGAAUAGGGUUCCUCUGCUUGGGGACUUGACAGAAUGAGGUGUGCUGGGCAAGCCACCAGCCGGGACCUGGCCUCCCCCAACUGCUCCUUCACUGAGCACACAGCCCGGCACCAGUGAGCCAACGAUGGCCGGUAAGGACGACUGCAUUGCCAGCGUCUACGGAUACGACCUUGGCGGGCGUUUCGUGGACUUCCAGCCCCUGGGCUUCGGCGCGAACGGGCUGGUGCUGUCGGCCAUGGACAACAGGACCUGCCAGAAGGUGGCCGUGAAGAAGAUCACCCUGAGUGACGCCCGCAGCAUGAAGCACGCGCUCCGGGAGAUCAAGAUCAUCCGGCGCCUGGACCAUGACAACAUCGUGAAGGUUCACGAGGUGCUGGGGCCCCGGGGCGCCGACCUGCAGGGCGAGCUCUUCAAGUUCAGCGUGGCCUACCUCAUCCAGGAAUCCAUGGAGACAGACCUGGCCCGGCUGCUGGAGCAGGGCACGCUGAGCCAGGAGCACGCCAAGCUGUUCAUGUACCAGCUGCUGCGUGGCCUCAAGUACAUCCACUCGGCCAACGUGCUGCACCGGGACCUCAAGCCCGCCAACAUCUUCAUCAGCACCGAAGACCUUGUGCUCAAGAUUGGCGAUUUUGGCUUGGCCAGGAUCGUCGACCAGCAUUAUUCACACAAGGGUUACCUGUCAGAAGGGCUGGUGACCAAGUGGUACCGCUCACCGCGCCUGCUCCUCUCCCCUAACAACUACACCAAAGCCAUCGACAUGUGGGCUGCCGGCUGCAUCCUGGCCGAGAUGCUCUCAGGGAGGAUGCUCUUUGCUGGGGCUCACGAGCUGGAGCAGAUGCAGCUCAUCCUGGAGACCAUCCCUGUGAUCCGGGAGGAGGACAGGGACGAGCUGCUCCAGGUGAUGCCCUCCUUCAUCAGCAGCACCUGGGAGGUGAAGAGGCCGCUGCGCAAGCUGCUCCCAGAAGUGGACAGCGAAGCCAUCGAUUUUCUGGAGAAGAUCCUCACCUUUAACCCCAUGGAUCGCUUAACGGCUGAGAUGGGGCUGCAGCACCCUUACAUGAGCCCCUACUCGUGCCCCGAGGAUGAGCCCACCUCACGCCACCCCUUCCGCAUCGAGGACGAGAUUGACGACAUCCUACUGAUGGCCUCCAACCAGAGCCAGCUCUCCGCCUGGGACAGGUACCCCGUGAGCCUGUCGUCCGACCUGGAAUGGCGGCCCCAGGAUGCGAGCGAGGUGCAGCGCGACCCCCGCGCAGGCUCGGCGCCGCUGGCCGAGGAGGUGCAGGUGGACCCACGCAAGGACUCGCAGAGCAGCUCGGAGCGCUUCUUGGAGCGCUCGCACUCGUCCAUGGAGCGCGCCUUCGAGGUCGACUACGGGCGCUCCUGCGACUACAAGGUGGGCUCACCCUCCUACCUGGACAAGCUGCUGUGGCGCGGCGACAAGCCGCACCACUACUCGGAGCCCAAGCUCAUCCUGGACCUGUCGCACUGGAAGCAGGCGGCUGGCGCGCCCCCCACGGCCGCGGUGGCGGGGGACGCGGUGGCGCGCGAAGAGGAGCCUGCCAGCCUCUUCUUGGAGAUCGCCCAGUGGGUCAAGAGCACGCAGGGCGGCCCCGAGCGUGCCAGCCCGCCCCCCGACGACCCCGGGCGCCACCUGACCGCCUCGCCCCCAGGCCACCCCGCCCCCAGCGACGAGGGUGCCAGCCCCCAGUUCGACCUGGACGUGUUCAUCUCGCGGGCGUUGAAGCUCUGCACCAAGCCCGAGGACCUGCCGGACAAUAAGCUGGCCGAUCUCAACGGAGCGUGCAUGCCUGAGCACCCUGGCGACCUGGUGCAGGCAGAGGCCUUCUCCAAAGAAAGGUGGUGAGGGAUGAGGGGGGCGCUGGAGAUGAAGGGUCUCUCCUCGGAGCCCCACCCCAGGGGUGGGUCAGUGCCUGGGGAAGCAGGGCCUGACAGGAGCCAGCCCCCCUCCCUGCUCCCUGGGUUAGCAGACCACAGUGAAGGAUCCUAGGAGCGAGAGGAAUGUCCAAUUCCCUAAACUGCCUUAAUAACUAGCCUUUAACCUCUGGGAGUGGGUUGGAACAGGAGCCUCCCUUGGGGGCUGUCCACAGCAGGGAAGGCCUGGGUGUCUUGUGAGGGGACGAAUCAGAGCCUUAGGCCUCUGCAGGUCUUACCUGGGUGUCCGGAUAGAGGAAGCCGGCAGACAAGGCGCUGCAUCCAUCUGGCAGGAAGGACAAUGAGUCAGGCCUCAGCAACCAGCUUUGAGAUGGCAGGUGAGUCAGGGCCAGGCAAGCCUGGCAUCCCAGUCUCUUGUACCCAGGGCAAUGCCUGCCUCCCCACCAAAGUCUUUCUCUGCCAGGGCCCUCUGCCCGUCCAGUCUGAAAACCUGGGCCAAGACGUCUCUUCCCUGCCCCUUCCCGCCUGGCCUGUUCAGCUGGCCUUUCAUCAAAUCAAUGUUUCUCAUUUUCAGAAACCGGCAAGUAGCCAGGAGACAUACCCCCCUCAUCACCAAGAAAUUUUUUUUUCUGUUUCCUCAAGUGCUUAAAUGUUCUCGCCUGCUGCACCCCCAUAUUUCCCGCCCCCAUCCACCCCAUGUAGUCAGAAGUCUUGGUUUCAGGCCAGACCCUACUGGGGGCUCCAUGUACACGCCAGCCUCUCCCAGGCCAGCACACACAGCUCUACAGCACGUCCUGUGCAUUUUCCCGACACGCACGCAUGCACGCACACCCAAAGAGACGGCCCUGGGUCAUCACAGAUGAGUCCGAGGACAAGCCAUUCCAUGAAUCCCCUAGCCCCCUCCCCAGGACCCCUCAUACAUCACCACCACCCCACGCACCCAGCUCCUCUCCAAGCCUACCUUGGGCGGGCCCUCCUGUUCUCUGCAUGAACAGCCCAUGCCAAUGGCAGCCCUGAGCGUCCUCCACGAAGGAAGCACGCCACCUUAGAAGGCUUCGCCGGAACUGGGCGUGCUUCUUGAAUCCUGCCCCUUGGUUGAAGCAUCCAUUGAGCCCACCCCUGUAAGCAUCUCCCUGGUAAAGAGCACACCCUACAGAACUGUGCUGGAGACCUAGAGACAUGGGAGCAAGGAAUCCAGAAAGGAAUGGGAGUGGCAGAGUGCCACCCUGAAGGCCUGCAGGCUCAGGAACCAGCCUGGGGACCACAGGCCACAGGAAGGGAUGCCAAGCAACCUUGCCUCUCUCAGCUUAGGCCAGAAUGGCUUUGCAGCUGGAAAACUCAGAGGUCCACCACACCCAGACCCUGGGGAGGCAGGGGGUGGACUUCACCGGCCCUCGGCAAAAGCAUGGGGUGCACCAACAGUCCCCCCAAACCCAGUCCAGGGGAGCACCUUGCCAUGACCCCCACUGGAACUCAGCUCUUCUCACGCACCCUGCCCUAGAGUCCCCAAAGACACCCACAGGAAGUCUGGCCAGUCCGGAAGUAGAGGAUUCCCAAAUCCACUCACCUCGCAGCACCUUAAAUUGAAUCUGCUCACUACAGUUUGUACGCUGAAACCUGCAGCACGGUAGACAGUUACAUUUGGAAAACGCAGACCUCACCACAUUGACCACUUUUUCAACAGAAAGUAUAUAAAUAGAAAGUGUCUGGGAGCUUUUUGUUUCAUUAUUUUUUAACAAUUAAAAAAAAAGAUAGGCCGCCUUCCCCAACCGCCCGCCCCACGUGCCAUUUGCCCUGAUAGGGUGGUUUCUCUUUGUUGGUACAGGAACACACUGCUGAGGGUGACUGGGAGUUUGAUAGAUGAUGGUGGUUACAGAAGAAUUGUUAUUACUACUCAUGUUUUGAAAGGGGGGAUACAAAUCUAUUAAAGGCUUGAUCUGGACAGGCCAAAUAAAGUUUUA
Echinops telfairi (small Madagascar hedgehog) is the source of this 4549-nucleotide messenger RNA. RefSeq names its product mitogen-activated protein kinase 4 (gene MAPK4). Gene Ontology annotation, molecular function: ATP binding; MAP kinase activity. Lineage: Eukaryota; Metazoa; Chordata; Mammalia; Afrosoricida; Tenrecidae. The transcript is spliced from 5 exons. The record is from RefSeq and is a predicted model, not a curated record. Gene Ontology annotation, cellular component: cytoplasm; nucleus. Bases 817 to 2559 code for a protein of 580 amino acids. Gene Ontology annotation, biological process: intracellular signal transduction; cell surface receptor signaling pathway; protein phosphorylation.